AGACAGUCAUUAAGAGGUCCUCCUGACUCUCUAGCAGAGAAGCAGGCACAAUGUGCAAGCUCACUUUACUCGCAGGUUUAUUCCUGUCCAUGUGCCACUUGGGCACCUUACUGCCAGAGGCAGCAUCUACAACCAAAACUGCAACCGAAUCUAAAAUUGUUAUUGUGGCCAUUAACAAGACAUCUACCACUGUAACCAGUAGUAGUUUCUGCGCCGACAAGGUUGAUGGGCUAUAUUUGAAUGCAGAGACGCCUGCAUCUUACUAUCAGUGUGCUAACGGCUUCACCACAGUCAAAAGCUGCCAGAUGGGCCAAGUGUUCAACAACAGCUGCAGGUGCUGCAUGUCAUCAGGCAAUUCUGAAGUAGCCCCACUACCAUCUACACGCGCCUCACAACCAGAAGCACAACCCACAACCAAAACUCCAACCAAGGAAACCACCAAGGUCAAUUCCAAGGAAAACACCAAGGUCAAUUCCAAAGAAACCUCCAAGGUCAAUUCCAAGGAAAACACCAAGGUCAAUUCCAAAGAAACCUCCAAGGUCAAUUCCAAGGAAAACACCAAGGUCAAUUCCAAGGAAACCACCAAGAUCAACAGCGCCACCACUACCAGAGUGAACGGCAGUCUUUUCUGUGCAGACAAAAAUAAUGGGUUUUAUGUCAAAGAAGAUGCCCCUGGAUCUUUUUAUCAGUGUGUUAACGGCUCUACCUGGAUCAAGAUUUGCCCCGCUGGCCUGGUCUUCAAUAACAGCUGUAUGUGCUGCAGUUCACCGAAACACUCCGGAGAACAUCUUAAGAAAAUGCAUGCAAACGAGGACAACAAUGAAGAUGAUUCCAAUGCCGUCAACAGCACUGUCAUUGUCAAGGGCAGUAGUUUCUGUGCAGCCAGGGAUGAUGGGCUGUAUGUCAAAACAAAUGUACCUGGAGGUUUUUAUCAGUGUGUUAAAGGCGUAACCUGGAUGAAAUACUGCCCCACUGGAAAAGUCUUCAACAACAGCUGCAAGUGCUGCAAGUCACCCAAAGACUCUGGCUCCAGCUCCAAAAUUGUCUGCUACUUUCCCAACGGGGCCCAGUACAGACCUGGAAUUGGGAAGUUCCGGCCAGAUAAUAUCAACCCAAAAAUGUGUACUCAUCUGAUCUAUGCCUACUCCAUUAUCAACUCGUCCAAUGAACUUGACAUCUCAGAACAGGAUGAUGAGACCCUGUACAGCUCCUUCAACGGACUUAAAAGCAGAAAUCCUCAGCUCAAAACACUGUUGGCUGUGGGUGGACCGAACUUUGGCACAAAACAGUUCACCAUCAUGGUUUCAACACCUGGUAAUCGACAGAAGUUCAUCCAGUCCUCAAUCAGUUUUCUCAGGAAGCAUGGAUUUGAUGGGUUAGAUCUGGCCUGGGAGUACCCUGGAUCACAGGGCAGCCCCCCGGAGGACAAGCAGAGAUUCACGCUGUUGUGCCAGGAGUUCCUGGCUGCCUUUGUUGCUGAAAACAAUGCAACCACGGUUACAAAUAUGACUAAGGAUAAUCAGGGGAACGGUGACACUAAAGGCAAGGCAACCAACCGCAACAGACUACUGCUAACUGCUGCUGUGGCUUCUGGGAAAUAUGCCAUUGAUGCUGGCUAUGAAAUUGCCGAAAUUUCAAAAUACCUGGACUUCAUUAAUGUAAUGACCUAUGACUUCCAAUCAUCUGGAGCCAAUGUGACAAGACACCAUUGCCCUCUGUAUCGGGGAUCUCAAGACACAGGAGACCUGAUAUACUCCAACAUUGACUUUGCCAUGACUUACUGGCGAAACCAGGGAGCCCAUGCUGAGAAACUGAUUAUGGGCUUUUCAACAUAUGGUCGUACGUUCCAACUCUCCUCUGGAAACACUGGUGUCGGAUCACCAGCCAAAGGUGUUGGUGCAGCUGGACCUGUCACUGGGGUGGCUGGUGUCUUAUCUAAUUAUGAGACCUGUUCUUUCCUCCAAGGAGCAACUGUCCAGUGGAUUGAGGAUCAACAGGUUCCCUGCGCCUUCAAAGGAAAUCAGUGGGUUGGAUUUGACAAUAGAGAUAGCUAUGAUGCAAAGGUCAGUUACCUAAAGUCUAAUGGCUUUGGAGGGGCUAUGGUCUGGUCCCUGGACAUGGAUGACUUUUCUGGACAGUAUUGUAGGCAGGGCAGCUAUCCCCUGAUUGGCCAUCUCCAACAAUUACUCACCAUCGACUCUUCAGUGAUUGGAGCACAAACCACAACCAAAAUGACAACCAAGUCCAAACCUGAGGUCAACCCCACUGUCCGUGUUAAGACCAACACCACAGUCCGUGUUAUGACCAACACCACAGUCCGUGUUUCUGGCAGUAGUUUCUGUACAAACAAGGAUGAUGGGAUUUAUGUCAGUACCGAUGGAACUUUCUAUCAAUGUGCUAAGGGCUUAACCUGGAUGAUAUACUGCCCAACUGGACUAGUCUUUGACAUCAGCUGCAAGUGCUGCAAGUCACCCAAAAACUCUGGCUCCAGCUCCAAAAUGGUCUGCUACUUUCCCAACGGGGCCCAGUACAGACCUGGAAUUGGGAAGUUCCUGCCAGAUAAUAUCAACCCAAAAAUGUGUACUCAUCUGAUCUAUGCCUACUCCAUUAUCAACUCAUCCAAUGAACUUGACAUCUCAGAACAGGAUGAUGAGACCCUGUACAGCUCCUUCAAUGGACUUAAAAGCAGAAAUCCUCAGCUCAAAACACUGUUGGCUGUUGGUGGACCGAACUUUGGCACAAAACAGUUCACCAUCAUGGUUUCAACACCUGGUAAUCGACAGAAGUUCAUCCAGUCCUCAAUCAGUUUUCUCAGGAAGCAUGGAUUUGACGGGUUAGAUCUGGCCUGGGAGUACCCUGGAUCACAGGGCAGCCCCCCGGAGGACAAGCAGAGAUUCACGCUGUUGUGCCAGGAGUUCCUGGCAGCCUUUGUUGCUGAAAGCAAUGCAACCACGGUUACAAAUAUGACUAAGGAUAAUCAGGGGAACGGUGAUACUAAAGGCAAGGCAACCAACCGCAACAGACUACUGCUAACUGCUGCUGUGGCUUCUGGGAAAUAUGCCAUUGAUGCUGGCUAUGAAAUUGCGAAAAUUUCAAAAUACCUGGACUUCAUUAAUGUAAUGACCUAUGACUUCCAAUCAUCUGGAGCCAAUGUGACAAGACACCAUUGCCCUCUGUAUCGGGGAUCUCAAGACAGAGGAGACCUGAUAUACUCCAACAUUGACUUUGCCAUGACUUACUGGCGAAACCAGGGAGCCCAUGCUGAGAAACUGAUUAUGGGCUUUUCAACAUAUGGUCGUACGUUCCAACUCUCCUCUGGAAACACUGGUGUCGGAUCACCAGCCAAAGGUGUUGGUGCAGCUGGACCUGUCACUGGCGUGGCUGGUGUCUUAUCUAAUUAUGAGACCUGUUCUUUCCUCCAAGGAGCAACUGUCCAGUGGAUUGAGGAUCAACAGGUUCCCUGCGCCUUCAAAGGAAAUCAGUGGGUUGGAUUUGACAAUAGAGAUAGCUAUGAUGCAAAGGUCAGUUACCUAAAGUCUAAUGGCUUUGGAGGGGCUAUGGUCUGGUCCCUGGACAUGGAUGACUUUUCUGGACAGUAUUGUGGGCAGGGCAGCUAUCCUCUGAUUGGCCAUCUCCAACAAUUACUCACCAUCGACUCUUCAGUGAUUGGAGCACAAACCACAACCAAAAUGACAACCAAGUCCAAACCUGAGGUCAACCCCACUGUCCGUGUUAAGACCAACACCACAGUCCGUGUUAUGACCAACACCACAGUCCGUGUUUCUGGCAGUAGUUUCUGUACAAACAAGGAUGAUGGGAUUUAUGUCAGUACCGAUGUACCUGGAACUUUCUAUCAAUGUGCUAAGGGCUUAACCUGGAUGAUAUACUGCCCAACUGGACUAGUCUUUGACAUCAGCUGCAAGUGCUGCAAGUCAACCAAAGAAUCUGGCUCCAGCUCCAGCUCCAAAAUGGUCUGCUACUUUCCCAACGGGGCCCAGUACAGACCUGGAAUUGGGAAGUUCCUGCCAGAUAAUAUCAACCCACAAAUGUGUACUCAUCUGAUCUAUGCCUACUCCAUUAUCAACUCAUCCAAUGAACUUGACAUCUCAGAACAGGAUGAUGAGACCCUGUACAGCUCCUUCAAUGGACUUAAAAGCAGAAAUCCUCAGCUCAAAACCCUGUUGGCUGUUGGUGGACCGAACUUUGGCACAAAACAGUUCACCAUCAUGGUUUCAACACCUGGUAAUCGACAGAAGUUCAUCCAGUCCUCAAUCAGUUUUCUCAGGAAGCAUGGAUUUGAUGGGUUAGAUCUGGCCUGGGAGUACCCUGGAUCACAGGGCAGCCCCCCGGAGGACAAGCAGAGAUUCACGCUGUUGUGCCAGGAGUUCCUGGCGGCCUUUGUUGCUGAAAGCAAUGCAACCACGGUUACAAAUAUGACUAAGGAUAAUCAGGGGAACGGUGAUACUAAAGGCAAGGCAACCAACCGCAACAGACUACUGCUAACUGCUGCUGUGGCUUCUGGGAAAUAUGCCAUUGAUGCUGGCUAUGAAAUUGCGAAAAUUUCAAAAUACCUGGACUUCAUUAAUGUAAUGACCUAUGACUUCCAAUCAUCUGGAGCCAAUGUGACAAGACACCAUUGCCCUCUGUAUCGGGGAUCUCAAGACAGAGGAGACCUGAUAUACUCCAACAUUGACUUUGCCAUGACUUACUGGCGAAACCAGGGAGCCCAUGCUGAGAAACUGAUUAUGGGCUUUUCAACAUAUGGUCGUACGUUCCAACUCUCCUCUGGAAACACUGGUGUCGGAUCACCAGCCAAAGGUGUUGGUGCAGCUGGACCUGUCACUGGCGUGGCUGGUGUCUUAUCUAAUUAUGAGACCUGUUCUUUCCUCCAAGGAGCAACUGUCCAGUGGAUUGAGGAUCAACAGGUUCCCUGCGCCUUCAAAGGAAAUCAGUGGGUUGGAUUUGACAAUAGAGAUAGCUAUGAUGCAAAGGUCAGUUACCUAAAGUCUAAUGGCUUUGGAGGGGCUAUGGUCUGGUCCCUGGACAUGGAUGACUUUUCUGGACAGUAUUGUGGGCAGGGCAGCUAUCCUCUGAUUGGCCAUCUCCAACAAUUACUCACCAUCGACUCUUCAGUGAUUGGAGCACAAACCACAACCAAAAUGACAACCAAGUCCAAACCUGAGGUCAACCCCACUGUCCGUGUUAAGACCAACACCACAGUCCGUGUUAUGACCAACACCACAGUCCGUGUUUCUGGCAGUAGUUUCUGUACAAACAAGGAUGAUGGGAUUUAUGUCAGUACCGAUGUACCUGGAACUUUCUAUCAAUGUGCUAAGGGCUUAACCUGGAUGAUAUACUGCCCAACUGGACUAGUCUUUGACAUCAGCUGCAAGUGCUGCAAGUCAACCAAAGAAUCUGGCUCCAGCUCCAAAAUGGUCUGCUACUUUCCCAACGGGGCCCAGUACAGACCUGGAAUUGGGAAGUUCCUGCCAGAUAAUAUCAACCCACAAAUGUGUACUCAUCUGAUCUAUGCCUACUCCAUUAUCAACUCGUCCAAUGAACUUGACAUCUCAGAACAGGAUGAUGAGACCCUGUACAGCUCCUUCAAUGGACUUAAAAGCAGAAAUCCUCAGCUCAAAACACUGUUGGCUGUUGGUGGACCGAACUUUGGCACAAAACAGUUCACCAUCAUGGUUUCAACACCUGGUAAUCGACAGAAGUUCAUCCAGUCCUCAAUCAGUUUUCUCAGGAAGCAUGGAUUUGACGGGUUAGAUCUGGCCUGGGAGUACCCUGGAUCACAGGGCAGCCCCCCGGAGGACAAGCAGAGAUUCACGCUGUUGUGCCAGGAGUUCCUGGCAGCCUUUGUUGCUGAAAGCAAUGCAACCACGGUUACAAAUAUGACUAAGGAUAAUCAGGGGAACGGUGACACUAAAGGCAAGGCAACCAACCGCAACAGACUACUGCUAACUGCUGCUGUGGCUUCUGGGAAAUAUGCCAUUGAUGCUGGCUAUGAAAUUGCGAAAAUUUCAAAAUACCUGGACUUCAUUAAUGUAAUGACCUAUGACUUCCAAUCAUCUGGAGCCAACGUGACAAGACACCAUUGCCCUCUGUAUCGGGGAUCUCAAGACACAGGAGACCUGAUCUACUCCAACAUUGACUUUGCCAUGACUUACUGGCGAAACCAGGGAGCCCAUGCUGAGAAACUGAUUAUGGGCUUUUCAACAUAUGGUCGUACGUUCCAACUCUCCUCUGGAAACACUGGUGUCGGAUCACCAACCAAAGGUGUUGGUGCAGCUGGACCUGUCACUGGGGUGGCUGGUGUCUUAUCUAAUUAUGAGACCUGUUCUUUCCUCCAAGGAGCAACUGUCCAGUGGAUUGAGGAUCAACAGGUUCCCUGCGCCUUCAAAGGAAAUCAGUGGGUUGGAUUUGAGAAUAGAGAUAGCUAUGAUGCAAAGGUCAGUUACCUAAAGUCUAAUGGCUUUGGAGGGGCUAUGGUCUGGUCCCUGGACAUGGAUGACUUUUCUGGACAGUACUGUGGGCAGGGCAGCUAUCCCCUGAUUGGCCAUCUGCAACAAUUACUCACCAUUGACUCUUCAGUGGUUGGGGUACAUACCACAACCAAAAUGACAACCAAGUCCAAACCUGAGGUCAACCCCACUGUCCGUGUUAAGACCAACACCACAGUCCGUGUUAUGACCAACACCACAGUCCGUGUUUCUGGCAGUAGUUUCUGUACAAACAAGGAUGAUGGGAUUUAUGUCAGUACCGAUGUACCUGGAACUUUCUAUCAAUGUGCUAAGGGCUUAACCUGGAUGAUAUACUGCCCAACUGGACUAGUCUUUGACAUCAGCUGCAAGUGCUGCAAGUCACCCAAAAACUCUGGCUCCAGCUCCAGCUCCAAAAUGGUCUGCUACUUUCCCAACGGGGCCCAGUACAGACCUGGAAUUGGGAAGUUCCUGCCAGAUAAUAUCAACCCACAAAUGUGUACUCAUCUGAUCUAUGCCUACUCCAUUAUCAACUCGUCCAAUGAACUUGACAUCUCAGAACAGGAUGAUGAGACCCUGUACAGCUCCUUCAAUGGACUUAAAAGCAGAAAUCCUCAGCUCAAAACACUGUUGGCUGUUGGUGGACCGAACUUUGGCACAAAACAGUUCACCAUCAUGGUUUCAACACCUGGUAAUCGACAGAAGUUCAUCCAGUCCUCAAUCAGUUUUCUCAGGAAGCAUGGAUUUGACGGGUUAGAUCUGGCCUGGGAGUACCCUGGAUCACAGGGCAGCCCCCCGGAGGACAAGAAGAGAUUCACGCUGUUGUGCCAGGAGUUCCUGGCGGCCUUUGUUGCUGAAAGCAAUGCAACCACUGUAAGAAAUAUGACUAAGGAUAAUCAGGGGAACGGUGAUACUAAAGGCAAGGCAACCAACUGCAACAGAUUACUGCUAACUGCUGCUGUGGCUUCUGGGAAAUAUGCCAUUGAUGCUGGCUAUGAAAUUGCUGAAAUUUCAAAAUACCUGGACUUCAUUAAUGUAAUGACCUAUGACUUCCAAUCAUCUGGAGCCAACGUGACAAGACACCAUUGCCCUCUGUAUCGGGGAUCUCAAGACAGAGGAGACCUGAUAUACUCCAACAUUGACUUUGCCAUGACUUACUGGCGAAACCAGGGAGCCCAUGCUGAGAAACUGAUUAUGGGCUUUUCAACAUAUGGUCGUACGUUCCAACUCUCCUCUGGAAACACUGGUGUCGGAUCACCAGCCAAAGGUGUUGGUGCAGCUGGACCUGUCACUGGGGUGGCUGGUGUCUUAUCUAAUUAUGAGACCUGUUCUUUCCUCCAAGGAGCAACUGUCCAGUGGAUUGAGGAUCAACAGGUUCCCUGCGCCUUCAAAGGAAAUCAGUGGGUUGGAUUUGAGAAUAGAGAUAGCUAUGAUGCAAAGGUCAGUUACCUAAAGUCUAAUGGCUUUGGAGGGGCUAUGGUCUGGUCCCUGGACAUGGAUGACUUUUCUGGACAGUACUGUGGGCAGGGCAGCUAUCCCCUGAUUGGCCAUCUGCAACAAUUACUCACCAUUGACUCUUCAGUGAUUGGAGCACAAACCACAACCAAAAUGACAACCAAGUCCAAACCUGAGGUCAACCCCACUGUCCGUGUUAAGACCAACACCACAGUCCGUGUUAUGACCAACACCACAGUCCGUGUUUCUGGCAGUAGUUUCUGUACAGGCAAGGAUGAUGGGAUUUAUGUCAGUACCGAUGUACCUGGAACUUUCUAUCAAUGUGCUAAGGGCUUAACCUGGAUGAUAUACUGCCCAACUGGACAUGUCUUUGACAUCAGCUGCAAGUGCUGCAAGUCACUCAAAAACUCUGGCUCCAGCUCCAGCUCCAAAGUGGUCUGCUACUUUUCCAAUGAGGCCCAGUACACACCUGGAAUUGGGAAGUUCCUGCCAGAUAAUAUCAACCCACAAAUGUGUACUCAUCUGAUCUAUGCCUACUCCAUUAUCAACUCGUCCAAUGAACUUGACAUCUCAGAAAAGGAUGAUGAGACCCUGUACAGUUCCUUCAAUGGACUUAAAACCAGAAAUCCUCAGCUCAAAACUCUGUUGGCUGUUGGCGGACCAAACUUUGGCACAAAACAGUUCACCAUCAUGGUUUCAACACCUGGUAAUCGACAGAAGUUCAUCCAGUCCUCAAUCAGUUUUCUCAGGAAGCAUGGAUUUGAUGGGUUAGAUCUGGCCUGGGAGUACCCUGGAUCACAGGGCAGCCCCCCGGAGGACAAGCAGAGAUUCACGCUGUUGUGCCAGGAGUUCCUGGCGGCCUUUGUUGCUGAAAGCAAUGCAACCACGGUUACAAAUAUGACUAAGGAUAAUCAGGGGAACGGUGACACUAAAGGCAAGGCAACCAACUGCAACAGACUACUGCUAACUGCUGCUGUGGCUUCUGGGAAAUAUGCCAUUGAUGCUGGCUAUGAAAUUGCCAAAAUUUCAAAAUACCUGGACUUCAUUAAUGUAAUGACCUAUGACUUCCAAUCAUCUGGAGCCAAUGUGACAAGACACCAUUGCCCUCUGUAUCGGGGAUCUCAAGACAGAGGAGACCUGAUAUACUCCAACAUUGACUUUGCCAUGACUUACUGGCGAAACCAGGGAGCCCAUGCUGAGAAACUGAUUAUGGGCUUUUCAACAUAUGGUCGUACGUUCCAACUCUCCUCUGGAAACACUGGUGUUGGAUCACCAGCCAAAGGUGUUGGUGCAGCUGGACCUGUCACUGGGGUGGCUGGUGUCUUAUCUAAUUAUGAGACCUGUUCUUUCCUCCAAGGAGCAACUGUCCAGUGGAUUGAGGAUCAACAGGUUCCCUGUGCCUUCAAAGGAAAUCAGUGGGUGGGAUUUGACAAUAAAGAUAGCUAUGAUGCAAAGGUGAGUUACCUGAAGAAUAAUGGCUUUGGGGGGGCUAUGGUCUGGUCUCUGGACAUGGAUGACUUUUCUGGACAGUCUUGUGGACAGGGCAACUAUCCCCUGAUUGGCCAACUGCAAGUGCUUCUCAACAAUGGCACCUCACAAACCGAAGCACCACCCACAACUAAAAUACCUAACCAGGCAACUACCAAAGUAACAACUAAGACUCUGACCGAGGCAACUACCAAAGCAACCACCAAGACUCCAACUGCAGGGACCACAAAGGCAACAACCAAGACUCCAAGCGAGGCAACCACCAUGGCGACCACCAAGACAUCAACUGCGGCAACCACCAAGCCAACAACCAAGACUCCAACCGAGGGAUCCACCAAGGCAACAACCAAGACUCCAACUGCAGUGACCACAAAGGCAACGACCAAGUCUCCAACCGAGGCAUCCACCAAGGCAACAACCAGGACUCUGACCGAGGCAACAACUAAAGCAACCACCAAUACUCCAUCUGCGGUGACCACCAAGGCAACAACCAAGACUCUGACCGAGGCAACUACCAAAGCAACCACCAAGACUCCAAAUACAGUGACCACAAAGGCAACAACCAAGACUCCAGCUGAGGAAACAACCAAGGCAACCACCAAGCCUCCAACUGAGGCAACCACCAAGGUAACAACCAAGACUCCAACUGAGGCUACCAACAAGACAACAACCAAGACUCAAACCGAGGCAACCACCAAGGCAACAACCAAGACUCUGACCGAGGCAUCCACCAAGGCAACAACUAAGACUAUGACCGAGGCAACUACCAAAGCAACCACCAAUACUCCAAAUACAGUCACCACAAAGGCAACAACCAAGACUCCAGCUGAGGCAACAACCAAGGCGACCACUAAGUCCCCAACUGAGGCAACCACCAAGGAAACAACCAAGACUCCAACUGAGGCAACUAACAAGGCAACGACCAAGUCCCCAACCGAGGCAUCCACCAGGGCAACAACCAGGACUCCAACCGAGGCAACUACCAAAGCAACCACCAAGACUCCAACUGCAGGGACCACCAAGGCAACAACCAAGACUCCAACUGCAGUGACCACAAAGGCAACGACCAAGUCUCCAACCGAGGCAUCCACCAAGGCAACAACCAGGACUCUGACCGAGGCAACAACUAAAGCAACCACCAAUACUCCAUCUGCGGUGACCACCAAGGCAACAACCAAGACUCUGACCGAGGCAACUACCAAAGCAACCACCAAGACUCCAAAUACAGUGACCACAAAGGCAACAACCAAGACUCCAGCUGAGGAAACAACCAAGGCAACCACCAAGCCUCCAACUGAGGCAACCACCAAGGUAACAACCAAGACUCCAACUGAGGCUACCAACAAGACAACAACCAAGACUCAAACCGAGGCAACCACCAAGGCAACAACCAAGACUCUGACCGAGGCAUCCACCAAGGCAACAACUAAGACUAUGACCGAGGCAACUACCAAAGCAACCACCAAGACUCCAAAUACAGUCACCACAAAGGCAACAACCAAGACUCCAGCUGAGGCAACAACCAAGGCGACCACUAAGUCCCCAACUGAGGCAACCACCAAGGAAACAACCAAGACUCCAACUGAGGCAACUAACAAGGCAACGACCAAGUCCCCAACCGAGGCAUCCACCAGGGCAACAACCAGGACUCCAACCGAGGCAACUACCAAAGCAACCACCAAGACUCCAACUGCAGGGACCACAAAGGCAACAACCAAGACUCCAAGCGAGGCAACCACCAAGGCGACCACCAAGACAUCAACUGCGGCAACCACCAAGCCAACACCCAAGACUCCAACCGAGGGAUCCACCAAGGCAACGACCAAGUCUCCAAUCGAGGCAACAUCCAAAGCAACAACCAAGACUCCAACCGAGACAACAACUAAGGCGACCACCAAGACAUCAACUGCGACAACCACCAAGGCAACAACCAAGACUCCAACCGAGGCAUCCACCAAGGCAACAACUAAGACUCUGACCGAGGCAACUACCAAAGCAACCACCAAGUCUCCAACUGAGGCAACCACCAAGGUAACAACCAAGACUCCAACUGAGGCUACCACCAAGACAACAACCAAGACUCAAACCGAAGCAACCACCAAGGCAACAACAAAGACUCUGACGGAGGCAUCCACCAAGGCAACAACUAAGACUCUGACCGAGGCAACUACCAAAGCAACCACCAAGACUCCAAAUACAGUGACCACAAAGGCAACAACCAAGACUCCAGCUGAGGCAACAACCAAGGUGACCACCAAGUCUCCAACUGAGGCAACCACCAAGGAAACAACCAAGACUCCAACUGAGGCAACUAACAAGGUAACGACCAAGGCAACAACCAGGACUCCAACCGAGGCAACUACCAAAGCAACCACCAAGACUCCAAAUACAGUGACCACAAAGGCAACAACCAAGACUCCAGCUGAGGCAACAACCAAGGUGACCACCAAGUCUCCAACUGAGGCAACCACCAAGGAAACAACCAAGACUCCAACUGAGGCAACUAACAAGGUAACGACCAAGGCAACAACCAGGACUCCAACCGAGGCAACUACCAAAGCAACCACCAAGACUCCAACUGCAGGGACCACAAAGGCAACAACCAAGACUCCAAGCGAGGCAACCACCAAGGCGACCACCAAGACAUCAACUGCGGCAACCACCAAGCCAACAACCAAGACUCCAACCGAGGGAUCCACCAAGGCGACGACCAAGUCUCCAAUCGAGGCAACAUCCAAAGCAACAACUAAGACUCCAACCGAGACAACAACUAAGGCGACCACCAAGACUUCAACUGCGACAACCACCAAGGCAACAACCAAGACUCCAACCGAGGCAUCCACCAAGGCAACAACUAAGACUCUGACCGAGGCAACUACCAAAGCAACCACCAAGUCUCCAACUGAGGCAACCACCAAGGUAACAACCAAGACUCCAACUGAGGCUACCACCAAGACAACAACCAAGACUCAAACCGAAGCAACCACCAAGGCAACAACCAAGACUCUGACGGAGGCAUCCACCAAGGCAACAACUAAGACUCUGACCGAGGCAACUACCAAAGCAACCACCAAGACUCCAAAUACAGUGACCACAAAGGCAACAACCAAGACUCCAGCUGAGGCAACAACCAAGGCGACCACCAAGUCUCCAACUGAGGCAACCACCAAGGAAACAACCAAGACUCCAACUGAGGCAACUAACAAGGCAACGACCAAGGCAACAACCAGGACUCCAACCGAGGCAACUACCAAAGCAACCACCAAGACUCCAACUGCAGGGACCACAAAGGCAACCACCAAGACUCCAAGCGAGGCAACCAACAAGGCGACCACCAAGACAUCAACUGCGGCAACCACCAAGCCAACAACCAAGACUCCAACCGAGGGAUCCACCAAGGCAACAACCAAGUCUCCAAUCGAGGCAACAUCCAAAGCAACAACCAAGACUCCAACCGAGACAACAACUAAGGCAACCACCAAGACUUCAACUGCGACAACCACCAAGGCAACAACCAAGACUCAAACCGAGGCAUCCACCAAGGCAACAACUAAGACUCUGACCGAGGCAACUACCAAAGCAACCACCAAGACUCCAACUGCAGUGACCACAAAGGCAUCAACCAAAACUCCAGCCGAGGCAACAACUAAGGCGACCACCAAGACUCCAACUGCGGCAACCACCAAGGCAACAACCAAGACUCAAACCGAGGCAUCCACCAAGGCAACAACUAAGACUCUGACCGAGGCAACUACCAAAGCAACCACCAAGACUCCAACUGCAGUGACCACAAAGGCAUCAACCAAAACUCCAGCUGAGGCAACAACUAAGGCGACCACCAAGACUCCAACUGCGGCAACCACCAAGCCAACAACCAAGACUCCAACCGAGGGAUCCACCAAGGCAACAACCAAGUCUCCAAUCGAGGCAACAUCCAAAGCAUCAACCAAGACUCCAACUGAGACAACAACUAAGGCGACCACCAAGACUUCAACUGCGACAACCACCAAGGCAACCACCAAGACUCCAACAACCAAAGCGACCACCAAGACUCCAACCGAGGCAACCACCAAGGUAACAACCAAGACUCCAACCAAGGCAACUACCAAGACAACAACCAAAACUCUGACCGAGACAACAACCAAGGCGACCACCAAGACUUCAACUGCGACAACCACCAAAGCAACAACCAAGACUCCAACCGAGGCAUCCACCAAGGCAACAACUAAGACUCUGACCGAGGCAACUACCAAAGCAACCACCAAGACUCCAACUGCAGUGACCACAAAGGCAUCAACCAAAACUCCAGCUGAGGCAACAACUAAGGCGACCACCAAGACUCCAACUGCGGCAACCACCAAGCCAACAACCAAGACUCCAACCGAGGGAUCCACCAAGGCAACAACCAAGUCUCCAAUCGAGGCAACAUCCAAAGCAUCAACCAAGACUCCAACUGAGACAAGAACUAAGGCGACCACCAAGACUUCAACUGCGACAACCACCAAGGCAACCACCAAGACUCCAACAACCAAAGCGACCACCAAGACUCCAACCGAGGCAACCACCAAGGUAACAACCAAGACUCCAACCAAGGCAACUACCAAGACAACAACCAAAACUCUGACCGAGACAACAACCAAGGCGACCACCAAGACUUCAACUGCGACAACCACCAAAGCAACAACCAAGACUCCAACCGAGGCAUCCACCAAGGCAACAACUAAGACUUUGACCGAGGCAAUUACCAAAGCAACCACCAAGACUCCAACUGCGGUGACCACAAAGGCAUCAACCAAAACUCCAGCUGAGGCAACAACUAAGGCGACCACCAAGACUCCAACCAAGGCAACCACCAAAGUAACAACCAAGACGCCCACUGAGGCAUCUACCAAGGCAACGACCAAGUCUCCAAUCGAGGCAACAUCCAAGGCAAACACCAAGACUCCAACCGAGGCAACCACCAAGGCAACAACCAAGACCCAGACCGAGGCAAAUACCAAGGCAACAACCAAGACACUGACCGAGGCAACCACCAAGGCAACAACCAAGACUCCAACCGGGGCCACUACCAAGGCAACCACCAAGACUCCAACUACAGUGACCACAAAGGUAACAACCAAGACUCCAGCUGAGCCAACAACCAAGGCAACAACCAAGACUCCAACCAAGGCAACUACCAAGACUCAAACUGAGGCAACUACCAAGGCAACAACCAAGUCUCCAACUGAGGCAUCCACCAAUGCAACAACCAGGACUCUGACCGAGGCAAAUACCAAAGCAACCACCAAGACUCCAACUGCGGUGACCACCAAGGCAACCACCAAGACUCCAACAACCAAAGCGACCACCAAGACUCCAACCGAGGCAACCACCAAGGUAACAACCAAGACUCCAACCAAGGCAACUACCAAGACAACAACCAAAACUCUGACCGAGACAACAACCAAGGCGACCACCAAGACUUCAACUGCGACAACCACCAAAGCAACAACCAAGACUCCAACCGAGGCAUCCACCAAGGCAACAACUAAGACUUUGACCGAGGCAAUUACCAAAGCAACCACCAAGACUCCAACUGCAGUGACCACAAAGGCAUCAACCAAAACUCCAGCUGAGGCAACAACUAAGGCGACCACCAAGACUCCAACCAAGGCAACCACCAAAGUAACAACCAAGACGCCCACUGAGGCAUCUACCAAGGCAACCACCAAGUCUCCAAUCGAGGCAACAUCCAAGGCAAACACCAAGACUCCAACCGAGGCAACCACCAAGGCAACAACCAAGACCCAGACCGAGGCAAAUACCAAGGCAACAACCAAGACACUGACCGAGGCAACCACCAAGGCAACAACCAAGACUCCAACCGAGACAACAACCAAGGCAACCACCAAGACUUCAACUGCGACAACCACCAAGCCAACAACCAAGACUCCAACCAAGGCAACUACUAAGGCAACAACCAAAACUCUGACCGAGGCCACUACCAAAGCAACCACCAAGACUCCAACCGAGUCUACCACCAAGGCAACCACCAAGACUCCAACCAAGGCUACCACCAAGGCAUCAACCAAGACUCCAACCGAGGCCACUACCAAGACAACAACCAAGACUCCAACCGAGGCAACUACCAAAGCAACCACCAAGACUCCAACUACAGUGACCACAAAGGUAACAACCAAGACUCCAGCCGAAGCAACUACCAAGGCCACGACCAAGUCUCCAACCGAGGCAUCCACCAAGGCAACAACCAGGACUCUGACUGCUGCGACAACCAAGGCAACAACCAAGACUCCAGCCGAGGCAACAACCAAGGCGACCACCAAGACUUCAACUGCGACAACCACCAAGCCAACAACCAAGACUCCAACCGAGCCAUCAACCAAGACUCCAACCAAAGCAACCACCAAGACUCCAACCGAGCCAACAACCAAGACUCCAACCAAGGCAACUACCAAGGCAACAACCAAAACUCUGACCAAGCCCACUACCAAAGCAACCACCAAGUAUCCAACCGAGGCAUCCACCAAGGCAACAACCAGGUUUCUGACUGAGGCAACUACCAAAGCAACCACCAAGACUCCAACUGCGGUGACCACCAAGGCAACGACCAAGACUCCAACCGAGGCAACAACCAAGGCGACCACCAAGACUUCAACUGCGACAACCACCAAGCCAACACCCAAGACUCCAACCAAGGCAACAACCAAGGCAACAACCAAAACUCUGACCGAGGCCACUACCAAAGCAACCACCAAGACUCCAACUGCGACAACCACCAAGCCAACAACCAAGACUUCAACCAAGGCAACAACCAAGGCAACAACCAAAACUCUGACCGAGGCCACUACCAAAGCAACCACCAAGACUCCAACUGCGGUGACCACCAAGGCAACAACCAAGACUCCAACCGAGGCAACAACCAAUGCGACCACCAAGACUUCAACUGCGACAACCACCAAGCCAACACCCAAGACUCCAACCAAGGCAACAACCAAGGCAACAACCAAAACUCUGACCGAGGCCACUACCAAAGCAACCACCAAGACUCCAACUGCGACAACCACCAAGCCAACAACCAAGACUUCAACCAAGGCAACGACCAAGGCAACAACCAAAACUCUGACCGAGGCCACUACCAAAGCAACCACCAAGACUCCAACUGCGGUGACCACCAAGGCAACAACCAAGACCCCAACCGAGGCAACAACCAAGGUGACCACCAAGACUUCAACUACGACAACCACCAAGCCAACACCCAAGACUCCAACCAAGGCAACAACCAAAACUCUGACCGAGGCCACUACCAAAGCAACCACCAAGACUCCAACCGAGACAACAACCAAGGCGACCACCAAGACUUCAACUGCGACAACCACCAAGCCAACCACCAAGACUCCAACCAAGGCAACGACCAAGGCAACAACCAAAACUCUGACCGAGGCCACUACCAAAGCAACCACCAAGACUCCAACCGAGUCUACCACCAAGGCAACAACCAAGAAUCCAACUGAGGCUACCACCAAGACAACAACCAAGACUCCAACCAAGGCAACUACCAAGGCAACAACCAAAACUCUGACCGAGCCCACUACCAAAGCAACCACCAUGACUCCAACUGAGUCUACCACCAAGGCAACAACCAAGACUCCAACCGAGGCAACCACCAAGUCAACAACUAAGACUCUGACCGAGGCAACCACCAAAGCAACCACCAAGACUCCAACUACAGUGACCACAAAGGCAACAACCAAGACUCCAGCUGAGGCAACAACCAAGGCGACCACCAAGACUCCAACCGAGGCAACCACCAAGGUAACAACCAAGACUCCAACUGAGGCAACCACCAAGGCCACGACCAAGUCUCCAACCGAGGCAUCCACCAAGGCAACAACCAGGACUCUGACCGAGGCAACUACCAAAGCAACCACCAAGACUCCAACUGCGGUGACUACCAAGGCAACAACCAAGACUCCAACCGAGGCAACAACUAAGGCGACCACCAAGACUUCAACUGCGACAACCGCCAAGCCAACACCCAAGACUCCAACCAAGGCAACAACCAAGGCAACUACCAAAACUCUGACCGAGGCCACUACCAAAGCAACUACCAAGACCCCAACCGAGAAAACAACUAAGGUGACCACCAAGACUUCAACUGUGACAACAACCAAGCCAACACCCAAGACACCAACCAAGGCAACAACCAAGGCAACAACCAGGACCCAGACCGAGGCAACUACCAAAGCAACCACCAAGACUCCAACCGCGGUGACCACCAAGGCAACCACCAAGACUCCAACAACCAAAGCGACCACCAAGACUCCAACCCAGGCAACCACCAAGGUAACAACCAAGACUCCAACUGAGGCAACCACCAAGGCCACGACCAAGUCUCCAACCGAGGCAUCCACCAAGGCAACAACGAGGACUCUGACUGAGGCAACUACCAAAGCAACCACCAAGACUCCAACUGCGGUGACUACCAAGGCAACAACCAAGACUCCAACCGAGGCAACAACUAAGGCGACCACUAAGACUUCAACUGCGACAACCGCCAAGCCAACACCCAAGACUCCAACCAAGGCAACAACCAAGGCAACUACCAAAACUCUGACCGAGGCCACUACCAAAGCAACUACCAAGACCCCAACCGAGAAAACAACUAAGGCGACCACCAAGACUUCAACUGUGACAACAACCAAGCCAACACCCAAGACACCAACCAAGGCAACAACCAAGGCAACAACCAGGACCCAGACCGAGGCAACUACCAAAGCAACCACCAAGACUCCAACCGCGGUGACCACCAAGGCAACCACCAAGACUCCAACAACCAAAGCGACCACCAAGACUCCAACCGAGGCAACCACCAAGGUAACAACCAAGACUCCAACCAAGGCAACUACCAAGGCAACAACCAAAAGUCUGACUGAGGCCACUACCAAAGCAACCACCAAGACUCCAACCGAGUCUACCACCAAGACAACAACCAAGACUCUGACCAAGGCAACCACCAAAGCAACCACCAAGACUCCAACUACAGUGACCACAAAGGCAACAACCAAGGCAACCACCAAGUCUCCAACUGAGGCAACCACCAAGGUAACAACCAAGACUCCAACUGAGGCUACCACCAAGACAACAACCAAGACUCUGACCGAGGCAUCCACCAAGGCAACAACCAGGACUCUGACUGAGGCAUCUACCAAAGCAACCACCAAGACUCCAACUGCGGUGACCACCAAGGCAACAACCAAGACUCAAACCAAGGCAACCACCAAGGCAACAACCAAGACUCCAACCGAGGCAACAACCAAGGCAACAACCAAAACUCUGACCAAGGCCACUACCAAAGCAACCACCAAGACUCCAACCGAGACAACAACUAAGGCGACCACCAAGACUUCAACUGCGACAACCACCAAGCCAACAACCAAGACUCCAACCAAGGCAACGACCAAGGCAACAACCAAAACUCUGACCGAGGCCACUACCAAAGCAACCACCAAGACUCCAACCGAGUCUACCACCAAGGCAACAACCAAGACUCCAGCUGAGGCAACAUCCAAGGCGACCACCAAGACUCCAACUGAUAGUGGUUUCUGUGCAGACAAGGGUGAUGGGCUUUAUGUCAAAGCAGAUGCUCCUGGAUAUUUUUAUAAUUGUGGUUAUGGCAUAACCUGGAUCCAGAGCUGCCCUUCAGGCCUAAUGUAUGACGACAGCUGCAAGUGCUGCAACUGGCCCAAAGACUUAGAACCAACUCUUGUACCUACACAUCCCCCAGUGCCAGAGGCACCACACACAACCAAGGCCACUGCCACCACUACACAUGUGGCCGGGUGUACUUUCUGUGAAGACAAAGCUGAUGGGCUGUACCUCAAAGCAGACGCCCCUGGAUCUUUCUAUAAUUGUGGUAAAGGCUUCACCUGGAUCCAGAACUGCCCCGCUGGCUUAAUGUACUACGACAGCUGCAAAUGCUGCAACUGGCCAGAUGAUUUUGCAAUACCCCAGGUGCCACAUAAACGGCCCAAUUCCAAGGAGACCAGUCAUUUCUGUGAAGGCAGGGCGGACGGGCUCUACAACAAAGCAGACGCCCCUGGAUCUUUCCAUCAUUGUGUUAAAGGCUUCACUUGGAUCCAGAACUGCCCCUCUGGCCUGGUAUUCGACGACAGCUGCAAGUGCUGUAUUUGGCCCAAGGGCUCAGAACGACCUCCCCUGCCACCUAGCCGUCCCGACACCAAGACCACCAGUUGUUUCUGUGAGGACAAGGAUGAUGGGCUGUACGACAAAGCAGACGCUCCUGGAUCCUUCUAUAACUGUGGUCACAGGUUCACCUUGAUCCAGAACUGCCCCGCUGGCCUGGUAUUUGAUGACAGAUGCAAGUGCUGCGACUGGCCCGAGGACUCAGAACUAUCUCCCUGGCCACGUAAACGCCCCGAUACCGGCACCAUUACCCGUGUGGCCGGCAGACAUUUCUGUGAAGGCAGGGCUGACGGGAUGUACGACAAAGCAGACGCCCCUGGAUCUUUCUAUCACUGUGGGAACGGCUUCACCUGGAUCCACAGCUGCCCCGCCGGCCUGGUAUUCGACAAUAGCUGCAAGUGCUGCGACUGGCCCGAGGGCUCAGCACUACCCCCCCUACCACCUACCAAGGCCAAGAUCCGCGGGACCAGCAGUUAUUUCUGCGCGGGCAGGUCUUAUGGGCUGUACAUCAAAGCCGAUUCCCCUGGGUCUUACUACCACUGUGCCAACGGCUUCACUUGGAUCCAGAGCUGCCCCUCCGGCAUGGUGUUUGACAACAGCUGCAAGUGCUGUGAAUGGCCAGAAGACUGCCUGAAGUCAUGCCUGCUAAGAACCAAUGUAUAUCACUGAUGGGCGGUUCGCCGAAUUGUAACGCAUGGAAAUAUAUCUGGUGAACACUUUCUUUGUUGAUUAUACAGAAGUUAAUUUUAUUGGGCCUGUCGUGGUGACAACCCACUGUUGAACAAAUCCAUGUAUUUCCAUUAAAUAUUUUCCUUUGUCUCUCAUACUAUCGGACUAUUGGGGGGCACUGACAUCUGAUCAUGUGAAAUGCUUCUUAAUACCUGUACUGUCUACUCAUCUGUGUGGCCUGUAUAAUGUAAUAAUGGAUUUUAAAAUGUGAAUUAAAUCUAUUUGCCUGUGA
This is a messenger RNA of Esox lucius (northern pike), 20592 nucleotides long. Its product is annotated as mucin-2. Bases 51 to 20300 code for a protein of 6749 amino acids. Gene Ontology annotation, biological process: carbohydrate metabolic process; chitin catabolic process. NCBI's taxonomy places the organism in Eukaryota, Metazoa, Chordata, Actinopteri, Esociformes, Esocidae. Gene Ontology annotation, molecular function: chitinase activity; chitin binding. Gene Ontology annotation, cellular component: extracellular region. The transcript has 70 exons. The record is from RefSeq and is a predicted model, not a curated record.